This is a messenger RNA of Adineta ricciae, 930 nucleotides long. Lineage: Eukaryota; Metazoa; Rotifera; Eurotatoria; Adinetida; Adinetidae. The record is from the annotation of a GenBank genome assembly.
AUGUCAACAGCAAUUUUAUCUUAUAUUCAACUUCAAAUAAUUCGUUAUGCAACACCAAUUAUUUUAAUUUUUGGUAAUCUUGGUAAUAUUUGUAUUAUCAUUUCAUUUAGUCGACGUCGUCAAAGUUCUUGUGCAAUGUAUUUAUUAUUUAAUGCAUUAUUUAAUAGUCUUUAUUUAACAUUUAAUGUUUCAUUAUCUCUGUACGGUCUUUAUUAUGGAAAUCCAACAAGUUCAAAUCUAAUUCUUUGUAAAUUCCGUUAUUAUUUAUCUCAAACAUGGAAUCAAACAGCGACAACUUUUGCUAUACUCGCAUGUAUUGAUCGUUUUGCAUUAGUUACUCGUCAUAAAUAUCUUCAAUUAAUCAAUAAAUCCUUCAUAUGUCGAAUAAUUAUUGGAAUAACUUGUAUUUCUUGGCAUACUCUAUUGAUUCCCACAUUAUUCUUUGUCACAAUUGAAAAUCGAUCAUGUACAUUUAUUGGUAUAUAUUAUUUAAUUUAUUCAAUUUAUAUAGCAGUAUUUCUUUCUUUGAUUCCACCAAUAUUAAUGAUUAUAUUUGGUUUAUUAUCAUAUCAUAAUAUGACUCAAUUACAUAAACGUAUUCGACCAAUGAUGAGUAAUCAUAUUGUUAUUAUUCAUCGUCGAGAUCGGCAAUUAUUUCUUUUAGUUCUUGCUCAAGCAAUUGUUUAUGUAUUAACAAUUUUUCCUUAUCCAUUCAUUGUUUUAGAAGUUACAAUAACGAACCAAAUGGGAAUACAGAAAAGUGUGGAGUGGAUACAAAUUGAAAAUUUCCUAUCAAUUAUUGGAGUAGUACUUACUUAUAUAAGCUGUGCCACACCCUUCUACACGUAUUUUAUGACUUCGAAAACAUAUCGAAAAGAUUUUCUUAAGAGUUUUACUCAAUGUCAACGCCAAUCAUUAGUGGAAAAUUGA